Closterium sp. Naga37s-1 is the source of this 10272-nucleotide messenger RNA. The record is from the annotation of a GenBank genome assembly. NCBI's taxonomy places the organism in Eukaryota, Viridiplantae, Streptophyta, Zygnematophyceae, Desmidiales, Closteriaceae.
AUGUUUAAGGGUUUAAGAACGCAGAGAACCAAAGAGAAGUUCGAGUUUCGGUUCCGCUUCCAUGCCACCAGGGUGCCUCUCACGGGGUUCGAGCAGCUGGUUGUGUCGCUCGUUCCCACCGACACCAACCGCUCCGACGUGCGCACGGACUCUGCUACCGUGCGUAACGGAAUCUGUCGAUGGACGGAAACGGUGACGGAAGUCGUCAAGUUCACGCGCAAUCCCAAAACGAGGACGUUCGAGGCCAAGGCGUACCGGUUCGCGGUGUCCUCGCUGGAUUUAAGAAGCUUGCACUUUCUCCUCCUUGCUCUCUUGUCGCUACCGCCCCAUCUUCGUUACACGUCGGAACCCACGGCGACCUGCUUCCCCAUGGAUCCCAGAGACGGCGACGACUCCGCCGACAGCGUCGCCGACACCCAUGCGACGCCUGCGACAGCGUCGUCAGCGGCCGCUGGCGCCACCGCAGCAGGGGGAGUAGGGGGGGAGGGGAGGAAGAAGCGCUCGGGGGAGAAAGAAGGCAGCGCGCCGGUUGCUUCUUCCGCCAGUGCCGCUGCGGCCGCGACUAGCGCAAACGCUACUGGCGGAAGCGGCGGGGGGAGAGGCGGAACGGAGAAGGGGACAAGCGGUGAAGCCCCCACAGCAGUUAUUAAGCCCGGUGCGGAAGAUGCUGCGGCAGUCGCGGUAGGAAGGGAUGGCGCUGUGUCAGGGGUGGCGGUGGCGCCCGCGAUUGGCGGCGGAGGAGGAGCAGAUGGUAGUGGCGGCGUGGUGAUGCUGAGAAGCACGCCGCCGCCGUCGCCUCGGCAGCCGCAAUCGCAGCCGCACGGGGAGCAACGCAGGGAGGACAGCGGGGAGAAGCGGAGGGAGCUGCUGGGGUGGGGCAGGGAGAGGAGCCAGGAGCAUAAGCGCGCGGGGCAGGAGCAGACGAGCAAGGAGCACGCGAAGCAACAGCAACAGGAGCAGCAGGGGCAGCAGCAGCAGCAGCAGCGAGGGGAUGGUAAUCACAGCGGCGGCAGCAAGGCGCCGUCGAGCUUCAUGUAUCGCUUUGGCAACGCGGCGGGCGCGAGAGUGAGUGACCGCCUGUCCCAAUCCCCGCGGGAGCUGGCACCGGCGGCAGCAGCGGUAGCAGCAGCAGGAAGCGAGCGGGCAGGGCUAGCGUCAGUGCUGCCGGCGGCAGGGGAAUUUGAGGAGGAUCAGGCGAAUGUGACGUGCACCACGGGCGGCGGGGGCUCAGGCCCCACGUCCAUGCUCAUGGCCGCUAUGCUCUUCCGCCGCUCCUCCUCCUCCGCCUCCGCCACUCACGCCCACCACGGCCUCGCCGGCGGCGCCGGGUCGUUGUCAGGCCGGCGUGCUGCCGUGUCGCCUGGAAGGUCCCGUGGCCUUGCGUCCCCCGCCGCUCAUGCCGGAGGAGCGGCUGGAGCGGCAGGAGUGGUUGGAGGGGCAGGAGGGGGAGGAGCGGCAGGAGGGGCAGGAGGGGGAGGUGGUGCUGCGGCGGCGGCGGCGCUGCUGACGUACUCGGGGGAGAUUCUGCGGCAGGAGGAGGCGUUCCGGAAGCAGGGCGCGCAGGACUGGCGCAGAGACGUGGCGAGCGGACCCAUGGAGGUGGGCGGAGGUGGGCGGUUCAUUCCCGGCGCGGGGUGGCUGUGGCCUAAAACAGGCGGCGAUGGCAAGGACAAGCACAGGGAGCCGCAGGUGCCCCCACUGUCGCAGCAGCAGCAGCCGCCUCCCUUCCAGCAGCAGCAGCAGGUGCAGGUGCAGGUGCAGGAGAAGGAACGGAGUGGGCAAGGUGGGCAGGAGAAGGAGCGGCCGCAUGCUAUCACGGAGCCACAGGCACGCGUGUGCGUGGGGACAGGCGCAGGUGGGGAGGGAGGACAGGGGGAACCGAUGACUGCAUCUGCAGGCUCUGUUGUUGUUGGCGCUGCUGGUGAUGGUGGUGCCGCAGCUGCUGGUGCUGCCGUUUCCAAUGAUUUGUCCUCUGGGAAACAGCAGCAGGUGCAGCAGCAGCAGCAAGCGAGCGCCCUUCUGCCUCGGUCUGCGAGCCUGUCCAGUGUGUCGACUGCUGCAAGCAGCACAGGCGGGGGCAACGGCAGCAGCAGCAGCAGCAGCAGCAGCGGCAGAGAGAAGAGGAGGAGCAGCAGCAGAUCAAAACAGAGAGCAGGAAGCAGCGGAGUGGAGUCAAAAGGAAGUGAGAAAGCAGUGGCGGCGGUGGUGAUACCUGCACCUCCUGACGUCCCCCCUCCGCUGAUCCCGUCUCCACUGCCCGUCAACAGAGCCUCUCCUCCUACACCACCACCAGCUGCUGCUGCUGCAGCUGAGAAGUCUCAACCCCUUGCACCUGCACCUGCUGCGGAUGCUCCUUGUGUUGCUGCUGCCGCUGGUGCUGCUGCAAGCAGGGGAAAGGAGGAAGCGUCUGGUCUGCCGAGCCUGCUGCAGCCGUCUAGUGGCGACGUGGACACGCAGUACCACGUGGGCCCGCCACUGCCGCUGCCGCCAGCAGCGGACGCAGGGAAGGCCGCAGGCGCAGGCGCUGGCGCUGAUGCGGCGCAGGGACCCGGUGGGUUCGGCGGAGGGGAGGCUGGAGGGGCGGCUGGAGGGGGCAUGGGAGGGGUAGUAGGAAGCGGGGGAGAGGGCGGGGGAGAGAACGGCGGGGAGGGAGUGGGGGAGGGCGUGUGGCGGACGGGUUGGAGUGCGGGGAAGGCAGGGCAGAGGCCGGGCGCAUGGCAGGUGGCGGAACAGCAGGGGGGCGGCGGAGUGGCAGGGGAGAUGAAGCAGGUGGGGGCACAGGAGGCAGGGGAGCGGGAGGAACGGAACGAAAAGGCAGACGCUGCUGCUGCUGCUGCUGCUGCUGCUGCCGCUGGUGACGCUGCUGCUGCUUACUCUGCGGAAGGUUACAUGUCUGAGGUCCCCGGAUAUCCCUAUCCCCACCCUGGCAUGGGGCAGUUUGGCGCGUUCGCAGAGGCUGACGGCUUUCCUGGUGGUCCCGGCGCGUUCCCCGCGGGGCACCCGCCAGGCGCAGCGGGGGAUGCGCUGGGCGGACUCGCGGGUGGCGACGCGGAGUCGGACCUGGCGGCUGCGGAAGCCGCCAUCGAGGAGCUGCAGCGCGACUGCACGCACUACCAGCACGCGGUGCGCAACCUGAUGCGCGAGGUGGAGGUGCUGCGCGCGCAGCUGGCGGAGACGAUGACGCAGGACCGCGCGGUGGAGGUCGCGAUGGAGGCGCUGCGCGAGGAGCGCGACAAGCUCGUCGCGGAGGUGAAGCUGCUGCGCCAGCUGGUCGUCGCGGGGGGCGCGGGGGAGAACGGGUGCCUGGGGAUGGCCCCGCUCGACGGCCCCGCGGGAGGGGGAGGCGGAGGCGCGUUCGGAAGAGGCGCGGCGGGGUUGGGCGGCGGGAUGGUCGGGGGGCCCGGGGGACUGGGCGUGGUGGCGGCUGCUGCGGCGGGUGUGGUGGGCGUGGACGGGCGAGAGGCGCUUGCGUGCGUUCUAAGCGACCUGGCGUAUCACAAGGGGCUGACGGAGAGCCUGGAGGCGCAGGUGGAGGAGCUGUCGGGCGCGAACGAGGACUUGCUGCGCGCGCUGCAGCAGGCGGAGGGGGACGUGGGGAAGUACCGGCGGGACGCGGAGGAGCUGUUCGAGGUGAGCGAGCAGCGCGACCGGGAGCUGAAACGGCUGAUGCGGGAGAUGGAGCAGGGGCGGAGGGAGGGCGCGGCAGGGAGUGAUUGUGGGGCUGCCGGUGGGGCGAAAAGUGAGAAGGAAGUAGGUGGUGGAGAAGGAGGGUCAACGGCUGGUGAAACGGGAGGGAGUGGAGGAGGAGGGGGAGGAGAUGCGGGAGGAGGAGCAGCAGGGGCGGCGGCACUAGAAGGGGAGGUGAGGGCGCUCCAGGCGAAGCUAGCAGAGGUGGAGAGGGAGGCGCAGGAGCUGACAGCAGAGAGCCUGGAGCUGGCAGCCACGCUCACGCAGGCACAGCGAGAGGGCGAGGCUAAGGACGCUCGAAUGCGCCUGCUGGAAGCCAAGCUGGCGGCUCUUAGGGGAGAAAUGGCUGGGAGUGAUGCUGCUGAGGCGAUUGCCGCUGCUGAGGCUUCUGCUGCUGCUGCUGCGGCCGCGGCGGCUGAGGCUGAGGCUGCUGCUGCUGGGGUGAAGCGGAGGGAGGGCGGGAAGGAGGGAGAAGGGGAGGGUGUUGAGGGUGGGGUGGAGGGGGCGAAGGAGAGGAUUGAGGAGCUGGAGAGGGAGGUGGAGAGGUUGAAGGGGGAGUUGGAGGCGGCGGAGGAGGAAGGGAAGAGGGUGAAGGGGAGCCUGAGGAGGGCGGAGGAGGCGAUUGCGGAGGCUGCGCGCGCGGGGAUACUGGGUGGGGACCUGCAGGCGCGCAAUGCGCGGGUGAGGGAGCUGGAGGAGGAGGCGGAGGAGCUAAGGCGCGCAGCAGCCAUGGCUGCUGCUGCAGCGGCCGCAGCGGCGGCUGCUGCGGAAGGGGCUGCUGUGUCGGCAGCGGUGGGAGGUAAUGGUGAUAGCGAGGGGCGGGGAGGAGGUGGAGAGGGGGGAGGGGCGGGAGGUGGGCUGGGAAAGAGGCAGCAGGAGGAGGUGGAUUUGCUGCUGGCUGGAGUGCGCAAGGAGCUGGAGCAGCUGACGGUUGAAAAGGCAGAGGUGGAGAGGCAGCUAGCGAUGAGUGUGCGGCAGGUGAACGCGUGGCAGAGGCGGUGCGAGGAAGGCGAGGAGAGGAGGAGCGAGGUGGAGGAGAGGCUGAGGGAAGCUGUGGGGAGGAGGGAGAGGAGUGAGGAGAUGGUGGUGAAGUUGAGUGAGAGAGUGAGGGAGUUGGAAGAGAAGGUGGAGCAGGUGGAGACGGCGAGAGGGGCAGCAGAGGCUGCUGCUGCUGCGGCGUCGGUGGCGGCUGCAGUGGCUGCAGAGGAGGCGGCUGCGGCGGAGGAGAAGAGGCUGGAGGCUGUCGCUGCUGCUGCUGCUUGUGCGUCGGCUAAUGUUGCUGCUGCUGCUGCUGCUUCCGCGCCUGCGCUGCCGUCGCCACGAGGGGGCCGGGGAGGAGGGGCCGGGCGGGGACGGGGAGGAGGAGGUGGUGGGGGAGGAGGAGGAGGGAGGGGUGCUGGUUCUCAUACCGGCGGUGGUGGUGGCGGCGGCGUCGCUGGUGGGAGACGGGCGGCGGAUUUCCGAGUGGAGGAGCUGGAGAUGCAGCUGUCAUCGCUGCGGGAGCUGCUGCAGGAGGCAACGAGCGUGAAGGUGAGAGCGGCGAGGGAGGCCGCGGCACGCGCUAAGGAGGUGGAGCAGCUGACGACCGAGGUGGUGGUGCUGCGGCAGCGAGCAGAGCGCGCCGAGCGGGAGCUUAAAGGCCUGGAGGAGGAGAAGGCGGGGCGCGAGGCGAAGAUAUCGGAGCUUGGACGGGAGGUUAUGGAGGCGAGGCUGAGAGUGAAGGGCGCGGAGGAGGAGGUGGGAAGGGCACGGGUGAUUGUGGGGGAGGCGGAGGGGAGAGUGGCGGAGGCAGAGGGGCGGUGUGCUGAGGCGGAGAAGGAGGCGCGGGAAGAGAGGGCUGCGACGGAGGCUGUGGUGGGGCGGGUGGCGCAUUUGGAGGUGGUGAUGGGGCGCAUGGAGGAGGAGAGGGCUAAGGCUGUGGGUGAGAUGGUGCAGGCGGUGAGAGAGAGGGAGGAGAUGGAGGGUAGGGUGAGGGAGAUGGAGGGGAGAGUGAGGGAGAUGGAAGGGAAAGUGAAGGAGAUGGAGGGGAAAGUGAAGGAGAUGGAGGAGCAAGUGAGAGAAAUGGAGGAGACAGUGAGUGUGAAGGAAGGGAGAGUGAGGGAGAUGCAGGGGAAAGUGAGGGAGAUGGAGGAGAUGGUGAGGGUGAAGGAAGAGACAGUGAGGGAGUUGGAGGGGAAGGUGAAGAGGUUGAGGGAGGAGAGUGAUGAGAGGGAGCGGAGAGUGGCGGGGUUGCAAGAGGAGGUGGGGAGGAAGGAGAAAGCAGUGGAGGAGACAGAGAAGAGAGUGAGGGAGGCGGCAGAGAGAGCGAGAGAGGCGGAGGAAAAAGGGGAGGAGCGAGCAGCAGCAUUGGAAGGGCUGGUGAGGGAGAAAGAGCAGAAAGUGCAGGAGACAGAAGAGAAAGUGGCAGUGCUGGAAGCAGAACUAGAAGAGGUGAAGGAAGAGGCGGACAGGGAGGUGGAGGAGAUGAAGGAGAUGGAAAGCCGGCUGUUUGAGCGGCUGGAGCUGCUGCUCUCGGAGAAAGAAGAGACACUGGCCCGGGCGGUGCGAGCGGAAGAGAUGCUGGAGAGCGAGAGAGCAGAGAAAGAGGCGACGGUGGUGCGGCUGCAGGCAGAUCUGCUGAUGCUGAAGGAGCAGCUGGAGGUGGUGGCGCCGGCGGCGCUGCAGCAGCAGGAGCAGGACGAGCAGCAGAAGGCGGACCAACUGCAGCGGCUGCUGGAGCUGCAGGAGAAGCUGAGGCAGGCGGAGGUGAAGGUCCAGCAUGCGGAGGCCGGGUGGGCGGCCGAGGCUAAGGAGCUAGGCGGGAAGAUUGCAGGGCUGCAGGCGGAGAGGAAUGCGUGGAAGGCCAAGGAGAUUGGGUUACUGGCGGAGCUGGAGGUGGCGAAGCAGGAGACGGUGCGCGUGCAGGCGCUGGUGCAGGAGGUGCGGCGGGUGAGCGGGGAGAAGGCGGAGGUGGAGGCGCAGAUGCGGCAGCUGCAGUGCGUGAUUGAAGGGCUGGAGCGGGCGAAGGUUGCUCUGGAAGCGGAGAGGUCGGCUGCGCAGGCGCAGGCGGCGCUGCUAGGAGGGAAAGUGAAGGAGUGCGAAGGGCUCAAGGUGGAGUUGGCGCAGGUGAAGGCGGAGAAGGCAGGGGUGGAGGAGAGGCGGCUGGCACUGGUGGCGAAGCUGGGGAGGAUAGAGGAAGGUAUGGAGCAGGUGCAGGAGCUGAGGGUGAGGAACGCGGUUCUGAAGGGCGAGGUGGAGGUGAUGAGCUCAAGAGUGGGGGAUAUGGAGAUGCUGAGAGCGGAGAAGGAGAGUUUGGAGAGGCAGGUGAGUGAACUGCAGGCGCUCAUGUCGAGACGGCAGGCGGUAAGGGAUGUGGCGGAGGAGAGGGAAGUGGCUGUGGGUGGCGGUAGCGGUGGCGGUGGUGGUGGUAAUGGUAGCAAUGGUGGUAGGGCUGUUGUUAAUGAGAAGGAGAGUGGGAUGGAGGGGUUGAAAGAGCAGGAGACUAGGCAGCCUGGGUUGACAGCGACGGGUGGUGGUGAGAAGGUGACGUGUGGGAGCGUGGAAGAAGAAGAGGUGGUGCAUGUCAGAGAGAGCAGAGAGAGCAAUGGUGAGGCUUCUGAGGAAGAUGGCGAGAGGAGUGGAAAGGCGGAACGAGGGAAGAGACGAGAGGAGGCUCCUGCAGAGGAGUUGAAGAGCAGAGUGGAGCGCGGAGAAGGUAGUAGUAUGGUGAGUGGUGGUGAUGCUGAUGGAAAGAAACAGCAAGGAGGGGAGGAGGGGGGAGAAGUGGGAACGCAAGGACUGUCAGAUGCAGGAGCAGCUGAUGGCAGUAGAUUGGGUGAGGACUCGGUUGAGCAGCAGCUGCAAGGGCAACAGCAGGAGACACCGCAGGAGCAGCAGCAUCAAGUGCAGCAAGUACAGGAGGACGGGGUUGCUGCUGCUGUAUUGGAGAACAAAGGUGAAGAGAAAGCAGGGACCGAGCAGGGGAGGCAAGAGGAGCAAGCGGUGGGUGAACCAGUGAUGGGGCAGUCAAAUGCCGAGGUUACCACGGAAGAAGGAAAAGCAUGUGAUGGUGGUGAGUCGGGGGCAGUCACAGCAGCACACGCGGGUGUUAGUGAGAGCACAGCAACCGCGGGUGAUGGUGGUGGUGGUGGUGAGGUGGGGGUGGUUGUGGCACCGGGCAAGGUGAUGGUGGAUGGGGUGGCUGUUGAUGCCAAGGCCGCUGAGAUGCGCAAGCGGAUUGCAGAGCUGGAAGGAGAGCUGCAUAAGGAGAGGCAGAGAGCCGUAGCCGCUGCUGUGAGCAGCAGCAAUAGCAACAGUGGUGAUGCUGUUGAUCCAGCAGGCGAAGGGGGAGCAGCAACCGCCAGUGGGCAGCCGCAACCUCAAGCUGCUGUUGAUGAGGAGACGGUAAAGAGUGGAAGCGCCAAGCCCGAAAGUAAAGCCUCAGCAGCAGGUGCUGCGGCAACUGUGGCUGCGGCGAGAGGUGGAGGUGGAGGUGGAGGUGGGGUCAGCAUGAGCAGGAGCUCCAGCACUGCUUCAAGCAACGGCAGCACCAGUAGUGCUGGGGUUGUUGCCACCCGGCGAAAGGUUGUGAGGGAUCCAUCAGACUCCCAUGGUCCAGGCCGAAAGGUGGUGAUUCGGAGGGUGGUGUCAUCCAGUGAUGCAUCAUCUGCUUCUGCCAAGGCAUCUGCUGGCAGCGCAGCAGAGCACAAGGAGUCCGGAGCAAGCAGUGUGACUGGAGCCACCAAGCCCAGAGGCCGUCUCGUUCAACAGUCUGUAUCGUCACCGGCUGACAACGGAGCAGAUCAGCCCACGACCACAAGCACACCGACAGGGAAGGUGGUCCGGGUGGAUUACGCGAUGGCGGAGAGUAAGCCGGCUCGGGCUAAGACCUCGGGCGCCGUAAACUCCGCUCCUGCGUCCGAGAGCGAUAGCAAGCAGCCAGUCACAUCGAGGCUCGGGCACCUGAAGCUCGGUUACCACUACUGCGUGACGCACGGCGGCACGCUUCUCCUGAUUCCGCUGCUCGCGUUCCUGGCAGUGCAGGCGAAGCGGCAUGUGACGCCGGACGAUAUCAUCCAACUGGCGCAGCAUCUUGUCGAUACGCAUCUGGUGGAGGUGGUGGUUGGCGCAUUCCUCCUGCUCAUCGUCGGCAUUGUCUACUUCCUCACGCGCCCCACCCCCGUGUACCUCCUCGACUUCAACUGCUACCGGCCCCCCGACUCGUUCACCGUCACCAUCCGCAACGCGCUCACCAUCGCGCGCUCCUGCGGCUUCCUCGACGAAACCGCGCUCGCGUUCCAAACCAAGGUGUUCGACCGAUCCGGGCUCGGCGACCGAACCUGCCUGCCGGCAUGCCUCCUCACCAUUCCGCCGACGCCGAGCCUGGCGGAGGCUCGGAAGGAAUUCCAGAUCGUGAUCUUCGACAUUCUGGAAGACCUCUUUGCCAAGACCAAGGUGAACCCCAAGGACGUGGGCGUGCUGGUGGUGAAUUGCAGCCUCUUCUGCCCGACGCCGUCGCUCGCCUCCAUGAUCGUGAACAAGUUCAAGUUCCGUACCGACAUUCAGUCGUUCAACCUGGGCGGCAUGGGAUGCAGCGCGGGUCUCAUCGCCAUCAAGCUCGCGCGCGACCAGCUCCAGGUGCAAAAGAACACUUACGCAGUUGUCGUGUCGACGGAGAACAUCACGCAGAAUCUUUAUCUCGGGCAGCGCAAAUCCAUGAUGGUGGCUAACUGCCUCUUCCGCAUGGGCGGCGCCGUGAUGCUGCUGACCAAUAAGCCCUCGGAGCGCCGGCGCGCCAAGUACCAGCUGCAGCACGUGGUGCGCACGCACCUGGGAGCGGACGACGCGGCGUACCGGUGCGUGUACCAGGAGGAGGACGACGGGGGGAUCGUGGGCGUGUCGCUGUCGCGCGAUCUGAUGAACACCGCCAGCACCGGGCUCAAGACCAACAUCACGACGCUCGGACCGCGCGUGCUGCCGCUGUCGGAGCAGCUGCUGUUCCUCGGGAACCUAAUCGCGCGCAAGGUGCUGCGGAUGAAGAUCAAGCCGUACCUGCCGGAUCUCAAGCUCGCGUUCGAGCACUUCUGCAUCCACGCGGGCGGCCGCGCCGUGCUGGACGAACUCGAGAAGGGCCUCGGGCUCACGCCGUACUUGGUGGAGGCGUCGCGCAUGGCGCUGUACCGCUUCGGAAACACGUCAUCGUCGACGCUCUGGUACGAGCUGUCGUACCUCGAGGCGCAGGGGCGCAUCCGGCGCGGCGACCGCGUGUGGCAGGUCGGGUUCGGGUCCGGGUUUAAGUGCCAGAGCGCGGUUUGGAAGGCGCUGCGUACGCUCGACCCGGCGAAGAACCAGGGCCCAUGGUGGGAGGAGGAAACGUCUACCGACGCCGCGCCGGCGCGCACUAAGUCGUCCUACGUGCCUGUUGAGGAGAUGAAGGUGGAAAAGGUAGAUUUGAGCCGCAUCCAUCCCAGCCAGGUUGCGGCCGUGAACGCAACUGCUGCUGCUGCUGCCGCUGCUGCUGCCGCCGCUGCAGCUGCUGCUGCUGCUUCUGAUGCUCCUGCUGAUUCCGCACCUGCUGCUCCGGCUCCGGCAACGGUCACCGCAUAA